Molecule: messenger RNA, 902 nt
Organism: Phragmites australis (common reed)
Lineage: Eukaryota; Viridiplantae; Streptophyta; Magnoliopsida; Poales; Poaceae
Product: AP-3 complex subunit sigma
Exons: 7
Coding region: 82-582 (166 amino acids)
Biological process (GO): intracellular protein transport; vesicle-mediated transport
Cellular component (GO): membrane coat; intracellular membrane-bounded organelle
Source: RefSeq, a predicted model, not a curated record
UUAUUCGUCGGCUUCCCUUUUUUUGCCAACUUCUAGCUCCCGGGAUCUGAUCGUUACCUUGCAGCCUCCUCCUCGUCGGCCAUGAUCCAGGCGGUGAUGGUGAUCAGCACCCAGGGCAAGCCCCGCCUCCUCAAGUUCUACAACUUCCAGCCACCCGAGAAGCAUCAGGACCUCGUCCGCGGUGUCUUCCAAUUGCUAUCAGCGAGGCCGGACAGCGUGAGCAAUUUUGUUGAGGCCGAUGCAAUCUUUGGUCCGGGAACGAAAAUGGUCUACAAGCAUUUGGCCACACUAUACUUUGUUUUUGUCUUCGAUAGCUCCGAGAAUGAACUUGCCAUGCUUGAUCUCGUACAAGUUUUUGUUGAAACAUUGGACAGAUGCUUCAAGAAUGUUUGUGAGCUUGACAUUGUAUUUAACUUCAACAAGCUGCACACAAUUUUGGAUGAAAUGAUAUUGGGGGGACAGGUGAUUGAAACAAGUUCGGAGCAGAUAAUGAAAUCUGUGGAAGAGAUCUCAAGGCUGGAGAAACAAUCAAGCACAGUCAGCCUCAUACCAAAGUCGAUUUCAGAGCGUUUCAUCCGUUAAGUUUUCACUCACUUCCAGGACUGAACAUUUUUACAGCAUGAGCACAAGACAUAUGAUUGGCCCUCGAGCUUACCUUCAGUCUCGUUUCAGUCCUCUUAAGACCUGAAUAUUUGUCAUUUGACAUGAUAACUUAUUGGCUAACAUGCAUGUCUCACUGUAUCCUGCCCCGAGUUGUAAGUUGUAACCUGAAUGUGAAUCCGACAUGUCCAGACUAAUACUGUCUGCUUGCAUGCUGAUUGUCUGGCUGUGCUAAUGUGCUUGCUGAGGUUCAGAUAUCAUGCAUCUGUAGCAAUAUAGAGGGACAGUUUGGUUCUCAUUUA